AGGAGCUCUUCUAUUGCAGAGAAGAGGGCCGCUGCCAUUUCCACUCGCGCUCUCCGCACUCCCCGCUUCCAGGGGAGGAAACAAGAAGAAGAAGAGGGAAAAAAGAGAAGGAGGAGGAGGAGGAAGGAGGGGGGAAAGAGGGAGGUUACACACACACACACACACACACAGAGAGCCUGCCUGAGCCGAGGCGCUGGGCUGCCAAGACUCACACACCGCCUGCCGCCGCGCCUGCUGCUGCUUCUCCUCUGGGCAAGGGAGCAGAAAGAAAGAAGAAAGCCAAGAAAGAGAGGGAGAAAGCCCCCAUCGCAGCCCCCAUCUCGCUUCCUUCUCCCUCUAUGGCGCAAGGCAAGAGACCCAAGAAAGUGACCGAGAGGCAGGAAAGGGAAGGAUCGUAACUUUCGACCCACCGAGGAAGCUUCCCGUGCUCUUCGCAGGCUCGAGAUAACUUUCUCUCGGGAGGGAAAGCGCCAGGCUUGGGGAAGGCUGCUGCUGCUGCUGCUGCUGCCAGAGGUGCCCAAAGGUGAGCCUCGGAGAAGAGAGAGAGAGAGAGAGAGAGCGAAGGGAGGAAAGAAGGGAGGAAGAAAGUUUCGUGGCUCGGGAUUGGAGUGUCCCCUUCUUCCAGCAGCACCUGGGCGAGAGAGAGAGCGAGCGAGCGAGGGAAGGCGAGCAGGGGAGCCCGAGGCGAUGAUUUGGAAGCGGGUCUGCCGGUGCCGGGGAGGCUUCGGCGGGGACCUGCUUUGCCUGCUGGCCCUCUUGCUGGGCUGCCUGGUGCCCGCCUGCCGGGCCCGCCUCUACACCAACCACUGGGCCGUCCGCAUCGCCGGCGGGAUCCAAGAAGCCAACCGGAUCGCCAGCAAGUACGGAUACGUCAAUAUCGGACAGAUUGGAGCAUUGAAGGAUUACUACCACUUCUACCAUAGUAGAACGAUUAAAAGGUCAGUUCUCUCAAGUAGAGGUACUCACAGCUUCAUUUCAAUGGAACCAAAGGUGGAAUGGAUAGAGCAACAGGUUGUAAAAAUAAGGACAAAAAGGGAUUACAAACCUGGCAGCAUCCAGUCCAUGUAUUUUAAUGAUCCCAAAUGGCAAAGUAUGUGGUACAUGCACUGCAGUGAUAAUACAAACCUCUGUCAAUCAGAUAUGAACAUUGUCGGUGCCUGGAGGAGAGGCUACACUGGAAAGAACAUUGUGAUCACCAUCUUGGAUGACGGCAUUGAAAGAAACCACCCAGACUUGAUGCAGAAUUACGACCCAGAUGCCAGUUUUGAUGUCAAUGGUAAUGAUAUUGACCCCAUGCCUCGAUAUGAUGCCAGCAAUGAAAACAAGCAUGGAACCCGUUGUGCUGGAGAAGUGGCAGCUACAGCAAACAAUACACACUGUAUAGUUGGAAUUGCAUUUAAUGCCAGAAUUGGAGGAGUACGGAUGCUGGAUGGCGAUGUUACAGAUAUGGUAGAAGCAAAGUCACUUAGUCUCAACCCCCAACACAUACACAUCUACAGUGCUAGCUGGGGACCUGAUGAUGAUGGGAAGACAGUGGAUGGACCUGCUUCUUUAACACGCCAGGCCUUUGAGAAUGGCGUCAGAACGGGCCGAAACAACCUGGGAUCCAUCUAUGUUUGGGCAUCAGGAAAUGGUGGACGGAGUAAGGAUCAUUGUUCCUGUGAUGGCUAUACCAACAGCAUCUACACCAUCUCCAUCAGCAGCACGGCCGAAAGUGGGAGAAAACCUUGGUAUCUAGAAGAAUGUGCAUCUACGCUAGCAACAACUUACAGCAGUGGAGAGUCCUAUGACAGGAAAAUAAUUACUACAGACCUAAGGCAACGUUGUACAGACAGCCAUACAGGGACUUCUGCUUCUGCACCUAUGGCUGCAGGAAUUAUUGCACUGGCACUGGAAGCAAAUCGAUUACUGACAUGGAGAGAUAUACAGCAUAUCAUUGUAAGGACUUCACGGGCAGGACAUUUGAUUGCUAAUGACUGGAAAACUAAUGCGGCUGGUUACAAGGUUAGCCAUUUAUAUGGAUUUGGACUGAUGGAUGCUGAAGCCAUGGUUCUGGAAGCAGAAAAGUGGACAACAGUUCCUCCACAGCAUGUGUGUGUUGAGAACACAGAUCGACAAAUCAAAACAAUACGACCAGAUAAUAUUCGUAAUGGACCAGAUAAUGGUGUUCGCUCAAUAUAUGAAGCUACUGGCUGCGCGGAUAAUCCAAAUCACCAUGUAGUCUAUCUGGAGCAUGUUGUAGUGCGCAUCACUAUUACACAUCCCCGAAGGGGUGAUUUGGCAAUUUAUUUGACUUCUCCUUCUGGAACAAGAUCUCAACUCUUGACUAACAGGUUGUUUGACCAUUCCAUGGAGGGGUUUAAAAACUGGGAAUUCAUGACUACUCAUUGCUGGGGUGAAAAAGCAGCUGGUGAUUGGAUUUUGGAAAUUUAUGAUACCCCAUCACAGCUGAGAAAUGUCAAAACUCCAGGAAAAUUGAAGGAAUGGUCCUUAGUACUUUAUGGGACAUCAAUUCAACCUUAUUCUCCAAGAAAUGAUUUCCCAAAAGCUGAACGAAUACGUUCAAGUCCAAUAGAAGAUCCUACAGAAGAUUAUGGAGCUGAUGAUUAUGCAGGUCCAUGUAAUGCAGAGUGUAGUAAAGUAGGAUGUGGUGGGCCAGGACCAGACCAUUGUAAUGACUGCCUACACUAUUACUACAAAUCUAAAAACAACACACGCAUCUGUGUUCCCAACUGUCCACCUGGUCACUACAGCGCAGACAAGAAACGUUGCAAAAAAUGUUCACCCAACUGUGAAACUUGUUUUGGAAGUCACAAUGAUCAAUGCAAUACUUGUAAACCAGGUUACUAUAUCAAUGAAGAGACUAGGAGUUGUUUCACUAGCUGCCCAGAUGGAUUUUACCUGGAUAAUAAUAAGAUUGUCUGUCGUAAAUGCAGUGAAAACUGUAAGACAUGCACUGAAUUUCAAACCUGUACAGAAUGCAGACAUGGCCUAAGUUUACAAGGCUCCAGAUGUGUUAUCCGCUGUGAAGAAGGGAAAUAUUAUAAUGGCAGGGACUGUGAACCAUGCCACCAUUCAUGUGCUUCUUGUGCAGGCCCAGGAGCUGAUGCUUGUCUAAAUUGCACAGAAGAGUAUCUUAUGGAAAAUGGAAGAUGCGUGCUAGCUUGCAACAAUGGCUACUAUUUCGAUCAGUCUCUAGAAAAUGGAUACAAAAGUUGCAAAAGAUGUGAUAUCAACUGUUUGGGGUGCAGUGGUCCAGGAGAGAAAAAUUGUACAAGUUGUCCAAAUGGCUAUAUCUUAGAUACAGGUCUCUGUGUAGUUGGUCUAGUCUGUAAAGAUGGAGAAUAUAUUGAUCCUCUUGACCACUGUCAGUUCUGUGAAGCCUCCUGUUCUAAGUGCACAGGACCAUCUUCAAAGGACUGUCUUGGCUGUGUUUCCACAAGAUUUUUGGAUGAUGGACGCUGUGUUCUUCAGUGCCCUAAAGGGAAAUUUGGAUUUCAAAAUCAGUGUCAUUCUUGCCAUCCAACCUGUAUGGAAUGCACAGGAAGUGAACUGAACGAAUGCACUGCUUGUGGGAAAGAUGAGCAAGGGAAUACACUUUUCCUGUAUCUGGGAGAAUGCAAAGAGAGCUGCCCUGAGGGCCAUUAUCCUUCAGAGAAGGACAGGACUUGCAUGCCUUGCUUUGAGCACUGCGAAGUGUGCCUCGAUCAGACCGAGUGUGAGAGAUGCUUUGAAGGAUACUACCUGCUUGAUAACACCUGUCAGAAGGACAAUUGUAGUAAAGGUGAAGCAGAGGACCUUGAUUUAGAAGACUGUAUUCCUUGUGCAGAUGGUUGCCUAUCCUGCAAUUUGGACAAUCCAAGGAUCUGCACAUCAUGUAUUCACAGUUAUUAUAUGUACAAUCAGCGAUGCUAUAGAAGUUGUCCUCAGAAUACCUACAAUGAUGAAAGCACUCUCCUUUGCAUAGAGUGUCAACCAAAUUGCAGAAGUUGUGAUAAAUAUGAGUGCUUCUGGUGUAAAGAAGGUUUUUUUCUUCUAGAUGGGAAAUGUGUGAGUGAUUGUGGAGCUGGCUUCUACAGCGAUGAGGUCACAGAGGAAUGUGAACCAUGCCACAGGACCUGCACAACAUGCAAAGGGUUCAGCUACAAUGAUUGCACUAGUUGCAAAGGAAAUUUACAGUUAUUUCAUGGAAAGUGUGUGAAUCCCAAAAACAAACAAGUAAAUGGGAAAUUCUGGAAUGACGCUACUUGGUUUCUUCAACCAUGUGAUUCUUCAUGCAAAACCUGUGGAGAAACUGCUGACACUUGCACUUCCUGCCCCAAAGAGAGAUUUCUUUCUGCUGGGUCAUGCGUCCAUGUUUGCCCAGAAGGACACUUUGGCAAUGUGAAGACCAAACAGUGUGAGAAAUGUGCAGAUGGCUGUGAGAAAUGUUCAAGACCCAGCUACUGCCUGAAGUGUUUGUUCGAUUCAGACAUGCCCCGCUAUUUGUUCAGAGGCAAAUGUGUGCACACGUGUCCUACUGGCUAUUUUGCUGAACAUGAGAUUUGCCAAAUGUGCAGCAAAUCUUGCAGCACAUGUGAAGAAAAUGCCACCAGAUGCAUUUCAUGUGAGAGUCCUUUCCUUCUAGAGCAAGGGAAAUGUAAACUGGCAUGUUCAGAGAAGCACUUUGUUGUUGAUGGAGUCUGUCACCCUUGCCCUGAGAAUUGUCAGGAAUGCAUCCAAGGAAGCUCAUGUAAAGCAUGUAUUCCACCAUAUCAUCUGUACAAUGGGAAAUGUUUACGGAACUGCCCAUCUGGCUUCUUUCCUGACUCCAACCACUGUUUUGCCUGUCAUGAAGACUGCAAAGAAUGUGAUGGGCCAGCAUUUGAUGACUGCAUCGACUGCCCCACUGUUUUCUCCUAUGUUCUAUACAAUGGCAGAUGUUCUGAAGAAUGCCCAGAUGGCACGUAUUACGAUGAAGAAAGUGGAAAAUGCCAAGAGUGUGACAGGACAUGUCAAACUUGUUCAUCCACCAUGUACUGCCUCACCUGUAAAGAGGGCCUCUCAAUGAUUGAUACUGGCUUCUGCGCAAUGCCACAUUACUGUUCCAACACUGAAUACUAUGAUGAACACAGCAAAAUGUGCAAAUCUUGCCACAGAAGUUGUUUGGAGUGUACAGGACCUGCUGAAAAUGAGUGUCUCAGCUGUCCCAAAACUUGGCAUCUACUCAAUGCAACCUGUGUUGAAACAUGUCCAGAUGGAUACUACGCAGACCAUGAUGAAAAUAAGUGCCAUGCUUGCCACAGGACCUGUGAAACUUGCUAUGGAAAACACAGCACACAGUGCAUUUCCUGCCCACCCAGAUGGUACAAGCAAGAAAAUGGAUGUGUUCAGAUCUGCACCAAUGGGUACUAUGCAAAUAAUGUUAUUGGCACUUGCGAGAGAUGCCACAAAACCUGCAAGGAAUGCCUGGGACCUGCUCCUACUGACUGUAUGUCCUGUGAUGAAGGUUUCUUCUUGUUGGGUUCAAGUAAUGAAUGCCACGUGUCCUGUCCUGAAUCUUACUAUGGGGACAAUGAUAAACAUACCUGUGAAAGGUGCCAUCCAACUUGUCUGACUUGCAAUGGAAAAGGACCACUCAGCUGCACAUCCUGUGUAUGGAGUUAUCAGCUUGUUGCUGGCAUCUGCAACUCAGAAUGCUUACUGGGGAAAUACAAAAUCUCAGAGGACCCACCUCAAUGUGAAAACUGCCAUGGAUCUUGCAUGGAAUGCAAGGGGCCUGGUCCCCUGAACUGCACUGUGUGUCACCUUAACAUGAAGCUGCUCCUGGAUCAGAAUCGCUGUGUCCCAUGCUGCAAGAAUUCCGAAGUGCAAACUCAGGAGUGUUGUGAUUGCAGUGAAAUGCAUGAUGAGUGUAUAUUACUCAGUGCUAACUUGUCAGAAGAAGCAAAAGGCAAAGCUGUAGCUCUGGUUGUGGCCAUGCUCAUUUUGUUGUUCAUCACCACUGGAGCUGUUGUUUUCAUCUGGAGACGUUCACGAGCCAAAGCCAAGCCAAGCAACCAAGGUGGAUAUGAGAAGCUGUCAGAUAAUGCAAAGACACUCAGUUCUUUCAAAAGUAACCACUUCCAGAGCACCAGCUAUCAAGAAGAUCAAGUGAUUGAAUACAGGGACCGAGAUGCAGAUGAUGACGACGAUGACGAUGAUGACAUAGUCUAUAUGGGUCAAGAUGGCACAGUCUACCGCAAAUUUAAAUAUGGACUUCUAGAGGACGAUGAAGUAGAUGAACUGGAAUAUGAUGAUGAAAGUUAUUCUUUUAGAUAAACUUCAUAUGCCAUUUGGUCUUUUCUACCCAGUUUAAUAUAUUUCUGGAAAACGAUGAACUCCUUGUAAAUUUAGAAACCCACCUGAAUGAGAAAUAAUAUCAUUUACUAUAUAUUUCCAUUUGACAUUGGUUUUUUCUCCCUUGCCACUUGGCAAUUGGCUUUCCAUUGUAUGUACCUUUGGUAAUUAUACGCAAACCAUUGUAUGCUUAGUAAACGAUUAUCUAUGUAAGCUCAAAAAUGUUUCAAAUAUUAGACCAAAUCUUCUUGUUGUUCCAGCUGUUGAGUGAACAUUGAAUUGAUCCUAUUGAGCUACUGUAGUUGGGGCUAAGCAACAGGAUUCCAAUGAUAGUUUAAUCACCCUAUCAAUAUUUAUUAAAUUAUGUUAUAAAGUGUCAUUAAACAAAAUAUGGAGCCCCCGGUUGUGCAGUGGGUUAAACCCUUGUGCCGGCAGGACUGAAGACCAACAGGUCGCAGGUUUGAAUCCAGGGAGAGCGCGGAUGAGCUCCCUGUAUCAGUUCCAUCUCCUCAUGUGGGGACAUGAGAGAAGCCUCCCACAAGGAUGGUAAAAACAUAAAAAAAACCCAUCCGGGUGUCCCCCUGGGCAACGUCCUUGCAGACUGCCAAUUCUCUCACAUCAGAAGCGACUUGCAGUUUCUCAAGUCGCUCCUGACACGACAAAAAAAAUUAAACAAAAUACAUGAGUUGCAUUCAAAACUUACAUUUGCUUUGAAUUAAGACCACCGAAAGCUAGACAAAACUGUGUAGUUUUUACUAAUGACAUAUCUCAGUUUGUUUAACCAGUAUUCUCUCUAUGUUGUGUGUCAUACUGUUGCAACAAUGGAAUUUUUCAUGUGGCAAAAGAUACCUGAUUCCAGUAGGUUAAUAUUAUAGUAAACAUACUUGGCAAAAGGUCAUUUCACACUUGCAUAUUUGAAAUUUGAUGUUUGGAAUUCCCAAUCUGCAUCACAGAUGAUCCCAGGAAGUACUUUCAAGUCACUUCAUGCUUUUUCAUGAUGGAGAAGCAGAACACAUUCAUUUGGAAGUCACUAAAUAUUGAUAAGCCUAGUUUGCAUAAAUGCUAAAAAUUCAGGUUCUUGUUCAGCAGUCAAGAGGAAAUUGGAUCCUUCUGCUUUAUUUUUGAUUAAGAGCUAAAACUACUCUUAAACUAAACAGUGUUUGAUCUAUAACUAGUGAAAACAAAGGUUUUUUGUAUAUAAUAGGAGACUGGCCCAAUCCUAAAUCAUGCAAGUCAAGAUGAUGGUACUCUAAAACUGUCCCGGAGGAGAGGAGUGCCUCACUCCAAGGCUUACUCUGCUUGUCUUUAUAUGGUUUGGUGUUACAUGGCUUAGUAUUUCUAUGGGCUUAGCGUUACAUGUAAACACAGCCAUUGGACGAAUAAGGCACACAUAAUGUGCAAACCAGUUUAAAACACAAUACCACCAACUCUACUGCUUUUAACAGAAGUGUUUUUACGCUUAAAUAGUAUAUCUAAGUGAUAUGAGUCUAAAUUAUGUAUUGUGUGACUGUAUGCUUAUAGUUUGUGAUUCAUUUUGUGAAGAGUUUAUUUCCCCUUUAAGACUGCAUUUUCAAUUUGAAUUGUCACCCAACAUAGUAAAACUACCUGAGUUUCAA
Anolis sagrei ordinatus is the source of this 7934-nucleotide messenger RNA. It is a transcript of the gene PCSK5, whose product is annotated as proprotein convertase subtilisin/kexin type 5. Gene Ontology annotation, cellular component: neuron projection; trans-Golgi network; Golgi membrane. The record is from RefSeq and is a predicted model, not a curated record. Gene Ontology annotation, molecular function: serine-type endopeptidase activity. Gene Ontology annotation, biological process: peptide hormone processing. NCBI's taxonomy places the organism in Eukaryota, Metazoa, Chordata, Lepidosauria, Squamata, Anolidae.